AUGUCUAGCCCACGACGGCACCAAGACUAUGCGAUUGGGUGGAUAUGCCCGCUGCCGGUGGAGCAAACUGUAGCCUUGUUGAUGUUGGAUGAAACGCACGAUCGCCUCCCACAACAGCCGGCAGACCAGAAUAUCUACACGCUGGGAAGCAUUGAUGACCACAAUAUCGUGAUUGCGGGUUUACAUCAACCCGGCAACAGCCCGGCCGCCACUGUAGUCACUCAAAUGCGAAACACCUUUCCGAAUAUACAUUACGUUCUCUUGGUGGGGAUUGGAGGUGGAGUCCCUGUUAGGACCGAGAGUGAUUGGGUCCGACUGGGAGAUGUGGUUGUUUGCAAACCUAUUGGGGAAUAUCCAGGAGUGGUGCAAUAUGACACUGACAAGGCGGAAGUCGGUCAGUUUAAGCGUAUUGGCGCUCUGCCUCCACCCCCAGUAGUUCUUCUACAGGCAGCACAAGACAUGGAGGUGAAGCGGUCCCUUCUGAAGACACAGGAUGAUCCAAUUGCAAAAUGUCUUCAACGCAUACCUAGUGAUAUACCCGCCCUAAAAAAGUAUCUUUACCCGGGCUUUGCAACAGAUCGCCUCUACCACAAUGACUAUAUCCACAAGCAACCCGGCGUCCCUUGCGACGAGUGCAAGUGUGAUCUUUCGAGGCUCAGGCGACGUGAAGACCCUAAAAAUACGAACCCUAAAUAUAUUCGUGUUCACCGAGGGGUGAUUGCUUCGGGCGGAAUGGUUAUUAAAGAUGCCAACCAAAGAGAUAACUUGGCUGGAAAGUACGGCGUUCUGUGCUUUGAGACAGAGGCUGCAGGAACUCUGGCAGACCUACCUGCCUUGGUGAUCCGUGGGAUCGCAGACUAUUGUGACUCCCAUAAGAAUGACCUGUGGCAUGGGUACGCCGCAGCUACUGCAGCAGCAUACGCUCGCCAGCUCAUUCUCCAUAUGCCAACAUAUAGUCGCUUGAGGUCGGUAUGUGCAACCUGGACAUAUGACGAUAUGUCGCCCAAUAGCCCGGUGGCUAACACAGCAUCGCCGAGCCAGAUAGCCCCUUUGGCGCACUUAUUCCAACAGAUGCAAACACUGCGACUAACGGCUUCUCGCCUCAAGCCGUCCAUAAGUGACCGGCGGAAGGAACUUGUUGCCUGGAUUGGUGGUACAGUGACAGAUGACGAGUAUCACGCAGCUCUAUCGGCGCAAAUACCCGGCACAUGCCGUUGGAUCUUACAGCGCACCCAGUUCAAAGCAUGGGCAGCCUUGACUUCUGAAGUCUCAAAGGUGCUUUGGAUUCGUGGAGGUCCGGGAUGUGGCAAAACCAUUUUGACUGCGAGCAUCAUACGGCAUGUCACAAGUUUACACUCAACCCGCUCAAUUCCAGCAGCGUAUUUCUUCUGCCGGGACGAGGACGAUCGAAAGCGAGAUCUAAACGAGAUUGCACGCUCCUGGGUUCAGCAAAUAGUGAACAAAAUGGAUGACGCAGUAAGUAUGGUAUACCCGCUAUGUGAGCAAAACAAAUCGCGGGCGGCCACCAUGAUGGAAAUUUGGGACAUAUUGUACCGAGUAUGUCAUGGCAUACAUAAUUGUAUGCUCUUUCUGGACGGGUUGGACGAGUGUGUAAUAUCGGGUGAUCCAUGGCAUCAAGAUAAGGCAAGCUUUCUUGCGCGCCUAUGGAGAACAAUAAGUGGAACAACAGCAAGAGUCCUCAUAUCCAGCAGAAGUGAUACAGAGAUCCAUUCUCAAUUUCUCUCAGCCAGCCAGGAUACAAUCACUUUCCUUGAGCACAACAUCGCCAUUGAGGACACCGCACAGGAUAUCAUUGACUACUCAACUAGCAUUGUUAACGAAAGACUUGGGGUAAAUAAAGACCAGGACUUUAUUUCCGAGAUUUCCAAGGAUGUUGCCCGCAAAUGUGAUGGCAUGUUUUUGUGGGUACGGCUUAUGGGGAAACAACUUUUUCCCGGAAAGAAUAAAAAUCAAAUUCGACGCACAUUGGAUAGUAUGCCACAAGGAUUGGAGCAAACGUAUCGAAGAGAGAUACACUCUAUUAUAAAUCUUGGCAUUAGUGAAAAGACGUGGGCCAUUGGAAUCCUCCGGUGGACAUAUUUUGCUGCCCGCCCCCUCACUGUGCGAGAGUUAACAGAGGCACUACUCACAGAAACCAAUACCUUGACCACAUUUCCAUUCCAUGAGAUGCCGGAUACAUGGGACGAAUACUACGUCAAUGAUCAAAUACGAAGAUACUGCCAGUCCCUAAUCGAUAUACGGGGCUCUCCUGCAGCUAGCAUCACAACUCAUACAGUUCACUUCAUACACACAUCAGUGAAGGAAUUCCUUUCUCAGACAAGCAUGUGUGCGAUGGACCAAGGCUUUUCGUUCUCAGAAGUGGCAAAAGAGCAUGAGCUACUCGCUAGAACCUGUCUCACAUACCUUUGUCUCGAUGACGUUGCCGUGGAUGAUCCGUAUGACUUGCGCACCUUACAAGACAUAAAGGAGACGUUCCAAUUUUUGGAAUAUGCAUCCUUGUGUUGGUAUGACCAUAUGUCUCGAAGUGAAAAUGGUCAUUGGAGAUUAGAACAGUUUAUUCGAGUGUUGUUCGAUCCAUCUUCGACUCGCUGGAUGAUGUGGUCAGAAAUGAUUAGCCAAAAUCUAUGGCCAGGUUCUACUCUGCAUCCAAUUAAAGAGCAUAACGGGCCUACUCCUCUCCCUAUAGUAUCAUGUCUUGGCUUGUUGGAUACCGUGAAAUGGCUCCUCUCCCUCGGCUCGGAUAUUGAUGCGACGGUAGGGAGGUUCGGCUCCACACUGCAUUCUGCUGCCGCGCGAUGCCAAAAGAAUACCGCCCAGUUUCUGCUGGAAAAUGGUGCUGAUAGGAAUAAGCAAGGCGGGAUGUAUGGCUAUCCUAUUGUGGCAGCUGCAGCUGCGGCCAAGUAUAAUCCUCGGGAGUCGGCAGACAUCGUGGAUAUGCUUCUCAAAGCCGGAGCGGAUAUUUCCUGCCGUGACCAAACAGGGUGUAGUGCGCUUCAUCAUACUGCAGCUGUGGGAUCUGAAGAAACCUUAAGUAUCCUUCUUCGGAAUGGAGCCACAGUUGACGAUCAUAAUGGUCGCCAACGUACGCCGCUAUUUUUUGCCGCAGCGCACGGCCAUAAGUUGAUCACAGAACUUCUCAUCCAAAGAGGGGCUGAAGUGUCUACCAGAGAUGUACACAACCGAACACCACUUUUUGCCGCUAUUCAAAAUGGUCAUAUACCUAUUGUUGAGGUCCUGACUAAACAUGGUGUCGAUGUAAGGACACAAGACAACGAUGGCCUCACACCGCUACAUAUUGCGGUAGAGUUAGGCCACUCGCAGAUGGUUGAUCUUCUGCUCCGCCAUGGAGCGGAUGCAAAUGCUGCCGACAAGGAUGGAGAGACACCAGUCUAUGUCGCAGCGCUCGGCGGGCACAAUACAAUUCUUCAAAAUUUGAUCCGGCACCAGGGACAAGUCAACUGCAAGGAUUCCCUCGAGGCAUGGACGCCAUUGCACGCAGCCUGUGCAGAGGCAAAAGAGGCCACCACCGUACAGCUCCUGUUAGAUAAUGGAGCGGAGGUGGAUGCUGCUGAUAGCCAUGGGGCUACCCCGUUGUUUUAUGCUGCUGAAAAUGGUUCUCCAGCUAUUAUCGAACUUCUUAUUCAAUACGGUGCACAGGUAAACGCAACAAAGGAAGAUGGUCUGACGCCAAUACAUGCCGCGCUUGGAGGAGUACAACCGUUGGCAGUUGAGGCUCUAUUAAAGCAUGGAGGAUGUAAUCUUACCAGUGACGACUGUGUCUCUCUACGUGGGAAUAGUCCGUUGAUGGUCGCAAUCAUGAAGGAAGAAUAUCACCCUGUUGUCCAACCCCUUGUUAGAGCUGGUGUGUGGGUGAACUCUCGCAAUACUGCGGGGCUAGCACCUAUACAUCUCGCUACACUGGUUGGAGAUGUGGGAAUCCUUGAACUUCUCUUAGAGAAUAAUGCGGCCGUGAACGCUUUGGCUGAUAAAGGCUUCACGCCAUUACAUCUUGCUGUAAGCGAGGGGAAACGGGAUAUCAUUCAGUUAUUAAUAGAUAGUAAUGCGGCCAUAAACGCUUUAACUGAUGAAGGUUUGACGCCAUUACAUGUUGCUGUAAUGGGGGGGAAACGGGAUAUCGUUCAGUUAUUACUAGACAAUGGUGCGGAUGUGAAUGCAGAGAAGAAUGGGAUAACACCGAUAUAUCGAGCUAUUCACAACAAGGACGAGCUCAUUACUACAAGCCUCAUUCGACAUGGCGCUGAGGUAGAUGCACCACUGGCGUUGGCAAUCAAACAAGGUGAUGAGGAUAUAGUUCGAUUUAUCCUCCAGCAUGGGCCAGAAAUUGGUCCAGAAUAUCUGAUCUAUGGUAACCGUUCUGGGCAUGAUCACAUUUUGCAGCUUAUGGUAGAGCACUUUCUUGCAAAGGACGCCAUUGACUAG
Messenger RNA from Aspergillus oryzae RIB40, 4461 nucleotides. RefSeq lists its product as uncharacterized. NCBI's taxonomy places the organism in Eukaryota, Fungi, Ascomycota, Eurotiomycetes, Eurotiales, Aspergillaceae. Gene Ontology annotation, biological process: nucleoside metabolic process. The transcript has 2 exons. The record is from RefSeq and is a predicted model, not a curated record. Bases 1 to 4461 code for a protein of 1486 amino acids. Gene Ontology annotation, molecular function: catalytic activity; protein binding.